AAUAUUUCAUUUUCACAACUUUUUUUUAUUCUGAAUAUAUCUUAUUUAGAUAAAUCAAUAUUUAUAAUCAUAUUAUUAUUCAUGUCAUCAUCUCAUGUGUUAGAGGUUAUUAAAGACUUUGAAAGGGCACUUGAAAAUGAAGAGAAUUAUGAUGUAAUUAUCAAAGCCGGAGAAGAACCCAAAGAACUCCGAGCUCAUUCAUUUGUGCUUCGUACUAGAUGUCCAUAUUUUAAGAGAGCGUUAUCUGAAAAUUGGGAGGAAAAGGAUGAUAAUGGUAACUUUAUUUUUAAAAAACCAAAUAUCUCUGUUGAAGUAUUCAAAUUAAUUCUCAAAUAUUUAUACACAGGAAUUGCGGAUUUAAGUCAACAUAGUAAAGAAAUGAUUUUGCAAUGUCUAUUUGCGUCCGAUGAAUUAGGAUUGGAUAAAUUGAUUGACCAAAUUCAAGAUGAUUUAAUUAAUAACGAAGAAUCUACGUAUAAGGAUCCUGUUAGUACACUUAAAGUUAUUUACCAACACGAACCAUUUGAGCGUCUAAAGGAUUAUUGCCUAGAAAUUAUUAGCGAAGAACCAAUGAUUCUUUUUUCGUCUAAAAAUUUUUCAUCAUUGGAAAAAGAAAUUAUUAUCAUGGUACUUCAAAGAGAUGAUCUUAAUAUGGAAGAAAUAGACAUAUGGGAUUCUAUUAUUAGAUGGCUCUUCGUUCAUAACUUAAAGUUUGAUGAUGAUAAUUUUAAAUUAUCAUCAGAAGACAUAGCAAAUUUUAAAAAUACUACAAAAGAAUUUAUUCCAUUAAUUAGAUUCUAUGACAUUUCUAGAGAAGAUUUUUAUUUAAAAGUAUAUCCUUAUAAAGAUCUAUUGCCUAAAGAUUUGAUCCAUGAUGUCCUUCGAUAUCAUAUGGUUCCGGAUUCUACACCGAUGCUAAAUUUUAAACCUUCUAGAGGUCGCAAACAUAAAUCCAUUUUAAUUGAUAAUAAUGUAUUUAUGCGCUUUGCUAAGUGGAUCGAUAAAACAAAUGAAGAUUAUACUAAAAAAACCAUGCCAUAUAGGUUCGAACUACUACUUCGUGGCACUAGAGAUGGAUUUGGUUCUGCAAAGUUUCAUCAAUUAUGUGACGAUAAAGGAGCUACAAUUUCUUUUUCAAGAGUCAGUAAUAAUCAAAACCAAAUUAUUGGUGGCUAUAAUCCAUUAAAUUGGUAUCAAACGGAAGCAUAUGCAAGUUCGAAUGAUAGUUUCAUAUUUAAUAUAACAAAUAUCAGUGACCUUAAUUCUGCUAAAGUAGGACGUUGCAAUAAUUCUAAUAAUGCAAUAUAUUAUCAUAGUAAUUAUGGACCAACUUUUGGUAGUGGGCAUGAUUUGCGCGCACAAGGAAAUACUACCUGGAGUACUAGUAAUGGAAGCACUUAUUCCAGCGUUAGCCUGCCAAAUAAUAGUUUUACAAUUGACGAAUAUGAAGUAUAUAGAAUUGUAAAGAAACGUAGUCUUCAAAAUACUUAAAUUUUGAUCCGAGUAUUUUUUUUUGUAUAUUUAAAG
This is a messenger RNA of Rhizophagus irregularis DAOM 181602=DAOM 197198, 1527 nucleotides long. Lineage: Eukaryota; Fungi; Glomeromycota; Glomeromycetes; Glomerales; Glomeraceae. The record is from RefSeq and is a predicted model, not a curated record.